Messenger RNA from Eimeria necatrix, 642 nucleotides. RefSeq lists its product as hypothetical. Gene Ontology annotation, molecular function: protein binding. Bases 1 to 642 code for a protein of 213 amino acids. The transcript has 7 exons. Lineage: Eukaryota; Apicomplexa; Conoidasida; Eucoccidiorida; Eimeriidae. The record is from RefSeq and is a predicted model, not a curated record. Gene Ontology annotation, biological process: proteasome-mediated ubiquitin-dependent protein catabolic process. Gene Ontology annotation, cellular component: cytoplasm; nucleus.
AUGUCCGGGAGGAACCAGGCGAGCCAAAGUGGCAGUUUUUACGAAGAUCUUGAGUCUGACUCGCUCCUCAGGCUCUCAGACAUCUCCAUAAAUGACUGGAUGAGGAACCUGGGGGAGGUAGAGCUCUUCGAGGUGGAUCUGCAGCACUUGAUCCUAAAUUAUCUCACCAUCAACGGCCUGGCAGAAGCUGCGGAAGAAUUCGUAAAAGAAGCACGCAUUGAGCCGCAAAUGCCACUGCAUUGCAUUGACUGCAGGGCAAAGAUUCGGGAGGCAAUUUUAAGUGGACGCACAGACGAGGCCAUUCGCCAAAUAGGCUUCAUUGACCCAAAUUUGCUGAGUGCGGAUGCGGAGGUGACGUUUCUGCUUCACAAACAGCAGCUUCUGAAGCUCAUAGAAACGGGCGAACUGGGGGACGCGAUCGAUUUUGCGCAGCGACACCUUGCCCCCUGCGUCAAGGAAUGUCCACAUUUGUUGCCUCACUUGGAGGAAGCCAUGGCUCUCUUGGCAUUCAGUGACCUGAGCUGUCCGGAAGCGCAGCGGCUUAUAGGAGGAAUGGAGCAGCGGGAGGAAACUGCUAGGCGCAUUGAUGAGGCAAUUCUAGACUUGUAUAGGAUUGAACAAGGCAAGGAUUUAGUUACUUGA